UGUUAAGGCUCAAGAGUUGGCUAAUGGCUAACGUCCAUUUCCUUCUUCUCCACAUGAAAAAUAAUAUGCUGCUUUCUCUUCAUCACUUUCACCCCUCACCUCCUCCUAAAACCCUACCAAACCCCUUUUCUCCUCGCUUCCCAAUCCCCAAAUCCAUAAUCUUCCAAAACCCUAGAUACCCUUUCAAUUCAUUUAUCUGCUGCUCUGCUUCUGAUUCCAAAAUCCUCCCUCACUCUGCCAUCCAGCGCAUUGCUGAUAAGCUUCGCUCUCUUGGCUUCACCGAAGAUAAUCCUCAACCAAAAGUUACUGACCCGAACCUCCAAAGUGAUACCAAACCCGUUGGAGAAAUCUUUAUCCCCCUUCCCAAUCAGUUACCUAAGUAUCGGGUCGGCCAUACUCUUGACCCGAGUUGGAGCACGCCGGAGAACCCUGUGCCAAGACCCGGAUCCGGAAAUGCGAUUGUCAGGUACCAUGAGCUGAAAAAGGUGGUGAAGAAAGAGAGAGAAGCGAGGAAGAGAGAGCCUAAGCCUCCGACAUUAGCGGAAUUGAAUUUGCCGGAGGAGGAGCUGAGGAGGCUGAGGAGAAUUGGGAUUGCGGAAAAGAGGAAGUUGAAGGUUGGAAAAGCGGGAAUUACUGAAGGCAUUGUGAAUGGGAUUCAUGAGAGGUGGAGGAAAGCAGAAGUGGUUAAGAUUGUUUGUGAGGAUAUAUGCCGGAUGAACAUGAAGAGGACUCAUGAUUUAUUGGAGAGAAAAACUGGAGGUCUGGUUGUUUGGAGAGCUGGGAGUAAAAUAGUAUUGUAUAGGGGCGUCAAUUAUAAGUAUCCCUACUUCUUAUCAGAUGAUACUACAACAAAUGAAACUUCUACCGUUGCUGUACAUGGUACAUAUGUGGAUCACAAGGGUGAUAAAAUGGAGAGCUGUGCAUCUGCAGAUGGCAUAAAGUCUUGUGGGCUAACUCCAACGGGUAACAUAGUUCGACCAGCCUUGAUACAAGGUGUUGGUUCCCCAAAUAGAGUACGAUUUCAAAUGCCAGGUGAGGCCCAGCUUGCAGAAGAAUCUGACCGUUUGCUAGAUGGACUAGGCCCGCGAUUUACUGACUGGUGGGGGUAUGAUCCACUCCCAGUUGAUGCUGAUCUUCUUCCUGCUAUUGUACCUGGAUAUCGAAAACCCUUUCGCCUUCUUCCAUAUGGUGUCAAUCCCAAACUGACAAAUGAUGAAAUGACUACAUUAAAGAGGCUGGGACGACCUUUACCUUGCCAUUUUGCAUUAGGUAGAAAUAGGAAACUUCAAGGAUUGGCAUCUGCCAUUGUCAAGCUUUGGGAAAAAUGUGAGAUUGCUAAAAUUGCAGUUAAGAAAGGAGUGCAGAACACUAAUAGUGAGAUGAUGGCUGAAGAGUUAAAGUGGCUCACUGGAGGAAUUCUGCUUUCACGGGAUAGAGAAUUUAUUGUGUUGUAUAGGGGAAAGGAUUUCCUACCAUCUGCAGUUUCUUCUGCAUUAAAAAAGCGAAGAAAACAUGUAAUUCAUGUGGAUAAACAGAGGAUAGAUCAUAGCAUAGCAGCAGGUGAAGAUACGAAGGAGCCUGAGGACAUUAAAGAUAGGACAAUAGAUUCUGACUCUAGAGAUGAAUUUUAUAGCGCGAAGGGCCAGAGUUUGAAUCUCUCUUCAAGGUCCAAUGAGGAAGCUAUUAAAAGGACUAGCAUCAGAUUGUCUAUGGCACUAGAAAAGAAAGCUAAAGCAGAGAAACUUCUAUUGGAGCUGGAGAAUUCAGAGACGCCUCAACAACCAGAAAUUGACAAAGAGGGCAUAACUGAAGAAGAAAGAUAUAUGCUAAGGAAGGUUGGCUUGAAGAUGAAACCUUUCCUAUUAUUGGGUAGACGGGGAGUUUUUGAUGGAACAAUUGAAAACAUGCAUCUUCAUUGGAAGUAUAGGGAACUUGUGAAGCUAAUAUGUAAAGAAAAGGAUUUUGAAGCUGUUCAUGAAGUGGCACAGAUCUUAGAAGCUGAAAGUGGUGGAAUAUUGGUGGCAGUUGAACGAGUCAGCCAGGGUUAUGCUAUCGUUGUAUAUCGCGGAAAGAAUUACCGGCGACCUCCUUGUUUGAGGCCUUCAAGUCUCCUUAAUAAGAAAGAAGCAAUGAAGCGCUCAUUAGAGGCACAACGUCGUGAGUCCUUGAAACUUCAUGUGUUGAAGCUUACCAAAGACAUAAAUGACUUGAAACUUAAGUUGGCUGAAGACAAGAAGGCACACAAAGUGGUGUCAUUCAAUGAAGUUAAAGAAGAUAUGCACGAGAUGGAGUCAGCUGUACAUCCGCAAUCAGAUUCAGUCAUCCCUUCUUAUUGUAAAGAAGAUUUAGAGACUACAGAAAACCAUGAAGCCAAUGCUGGUGGAAUUGGUAAAAGCAAAUCUCAACCUUCAUCUAUAUUAGUGAGCGAGAACACCCAUGAGAGUCUAGUUGCUACUACAAAUGGAGCUGUUGGCUCAACUUCUUACUCUAAUAACAUUUUGGUGACGGGGUCAACAAAAGAAUCAACUGCAAAUGAAUCAAAAGAAUCAAUUUCAAUUUCAAGGGAAAAGGGGGAGAACAUGCCUUCCAAGGUUAUUCAUCUUUCUAAUAGAGACAGGCUUAUGCUACGAAAGCAAGCACUCAAAAUGAAGAAGCGCCCAGUUCUUGCAGUAGGGAGGAGCAAUAUCGUCACUGGUGUUGCAAAAGUAAUAAAAGCUCACUUUGAAAAGUAUCCUCUUGCUAUAGUGAAUGUUAAAGGCAGAGCUAAAGGGACUUCUGUUCAGGAAGUGGUUUUCCAGCUUGAGCAAGCAACAGGUGGAGUUUUAGUCUCCCAGGAGCCUAGCAAAAUCAUACUUUACCGGGGAUGGGGGGCAUUUGAUGAACCUGGUCACAAGGGUAAGAAGAAUGCCCGAGAUGUGGGGAAUGAAUCAGCGGGUAGAAAAGGCAGGUCUCGGCAUGCUGUAUCACCUGAGCUGAUAGAGGCGAUCAGACUUGAAUGUGGACUGCAGUGUGACCAAGAACAAAACAAACUCCCAGCUGAAAUUUGAGGCUAUGGCAAAGCUCUAUGCUGUUGAUAAUAUCCAACCACGUGGAUGAUUUACAUGUACAACUGGUUACAGAUUCUGUCAAUGCAUUGUCAUGUUAUGGAUGAGCCAUAGUUCAGUUCGACGCUGCAUCGUUUCGGAUCACGGAAGUCAGCACAAGAUAUUGCAUGGUCUUAAAGAAGUCGGCAAGUUUGAUUUCGCUUUGCUUCUUCCUUGUCACAGUAAAAAUCACUUGUGCAUGGAGAAAUAGAUGUCCAAUCAGAAAGCAUCUGGGUAUGUUCAGUGUAGAAAGCUAAUUUUUGGUUUAAUUGUGUUGUUUAGAGCUAAGGCGUAGUGUAUAUUGGCAGCUUUCUUAUAAUAUUUAAGCAGAAAAAAUUCUCAUCAGACAACAAUGUGAAGUACAAAUGUCAUCGGACAACCUUAUGGAUUGAAAAUAGCUCAUCUUUCUGACAAAAAGUACAUGUCAAAGCUGAGCCGAAUUGAAUUUUGUAUUCAGAAUUCCCCAGAUUCCUGCGUUCUUCAUGUCUUCUUUAUUCUACUGUUAUGCUUUAGAAAGAAAUGUCCCUGAAGCAGGAAUAAAAUUUUGCAAAUUGUUCCA
Messenger RNA from Manihot esculenta (cassava), 3642 nucleotides. RefSeq names its product CRM-domain containing factor CFM2, chloroplastic. The transcript has 14 exons. Gene Ontology annotation, molecular function: mRNA binding. NCBI's taxonomy places the organism in Eukaryota, Viridiplantae, Streptophyta, Magnoliopsida, Malpighiales, Euphorbiaceae. The record is from RefSeq and is a predicted model, not a curated record. The coding region runs from base 24 to 3047 and encodes 1007 amino acids. Gene Ontology annotation, biological process: RNA splicing, via transesterification reactions.